Aspergillus aculeatinus CBS 121060 is the source of this 1242-nucleotide messenger RNA. RefSeq names its product putative DMATS type aromatic prenyltransferase. NCBI's taxonomy places the organism in Eukaryota, Fungi, Ascomycota, Eurotiomycetes, Eurotiales, Aspergillaceae. Bases 1 to 1242 code for a protein of 413 amino acids. Gene Ontology annotation, molecular function: transferase activity, transferring alkyl or aryl (other than methyl) groups. The record is from RefSeq and is a predicted model, not a curated record. Gene Ontology annotation, biological process: alkaloid metabolic process. The transcript has 3 exons.
AUGACUGUCUCCAUCGAGCCCGACACCCCCCGGGCAGCUCCUAAACAAACCCCCAAACACCGCGACCCAGAAAUCUACACCUCCCUUACCAGAUCCCUCGACUUCACCAACGACGCCGAAGAGAAAUGGUGGACACGCACCGCGCCUCUUCUUUCGAGAAUCCUCUCCUCGGCCGACUACACUCUCCCGCAGCAAUGCCAGUUCCUGACCCUCUACAACACGCUGAUGAUCCCCAACUUCGGGCCCCACCCGCACACAUGGCACUCCUCGAUCACUCACUCGGGGCUCCCCGUCGAGUUCAGCGUCAACUAUCAGCCCGGCAAGCAGCCCACCGUGCGCAUUGGCUUUGAGCCGGCCUCGUCCAUCUCCGGCGGUGCACGGGAUCCGUACAACAUGGUUACCGUGUCGAAUGUGCUGAAUAAGAUGGGCCGACUGGGCUUUGCGGGGUUCGAUCCGUCGCUGUUCCACACCUUGAUUGGCACGUUGACGCUAUCGCGCAAGGAGAGUGAUCACCUGGGGGGCGCGAAGCUGGAGGGGUCCAAAUUCAAAACGCAGGCGGCGUUUGGGCUGGACCUGAAGGGGGAUGCGGUCACGGUCAAGACCUACCUUUACCCCGCGCUGAAGUGCAAGGUGGGGGACACUGGGCUCAGUGAGCUGCUCGAAAAGGCCAUUACUAAAGGUCAGAAUGUGCCGGAUUGUGGCCGGGUGGUUUCGCUCGUCAAUGAGUACAUGGAGGAGGGCCAGUGCUACAACCAGUACUCGUUUGUCGGGUUCGAUUGUGUAGACUCGGCCAAGGCGCGGCUGAAGGUCUACGGAGCACUUCUGGACAUCUCCUGGACCAAGGUGGAGGAGAUCUGGACGCUUGGGGGUCGCCUGGUGGAUAGCGAGACCAACAAGAAGGGCCUGGAGUAUAUGCGGGUGCUCUGGGAGUACCUGACCCCUGGCCAGGACCGACGCCCCGUGGGAAUCUGGAACUAUGAGCUUCUACCCAACAGCGACGAGCCAAUGCCCAAGUUCUACGUGGACAUGAACGGAGAGAACGACCUCCAGAAUGCGCAGGGUAUUGCCAAAUUCAUGCAGCACAUUGGAUUGACGGCGACGGGCGAAGGAUUCAUCAAGACGAUCCAGGAAUACUUCCCCGGCGUCGACCUCGAGCAGACCACGGAUAUCAUCCAAUACGUCUCUUUUGCCUGGAGCAAAGGGGGGCCGUAUUUCAGCGUCUAUUACCAUUCUUCCCACUAA